Messenger RNA from Capsicum annuum, 966 nucleotides. RefSeq lists its product as uncharacterized. Lineage: Eukaryota; Viridiplantae; Streptophyta; Magnoliopsida; Solanales; Solanaceae. The transcript has 4 exons. The coding region runs from base 129 to 602 and encodes 157 amino acids. The record is from RefSeq and is a predicted model, not a curated record.
UAUAUAAUGAUCUAUCAUCAAUUAACCAUAAAAAAAAAAAAUCUCUUCAUCAGUGAAAACCAACCCUCUUUACUUUAUCAUUUUGCUCUGCUAGUGCUUCAUUCACUCUUCUACUCAUAUUUUGCAUCAUGGCAUUCAGGUCUUCGAGUUUGUGGAAAUCUGUGGCUAUUCGUGUUACCGCAGAUUCUGCUUUUGCAAAAUCAAAUGGGACCAAAUGGAGGUCAUAUGCCAGUACUGCUGAGCAUCCAGACGCCAAGCCCAGGGGAUUCAUGAAAGGAGAUUUCGUUCCAGUGUACGUGGCACUUGGACUAAUAGCGCUAUCGAUGGGUUUUGGAUUACAGACAGCGAUGCAUCAGCUGAAGCGGGCGCCGAACGUGUCCUUGAAGAAAUCAAGGAGGGAAACUGUACCAGAAGUCACCGAACCGGAGGAGGUUGUGGAUGAUUCAGAAAAGUUCUUAAAGAAAUCUUUCUUUCGAAAGGUGGCUCAUGUUCAGGAUUUUGAUGAUCAGUCUGUCAUGUCUGAUCCCAUCCGUGGGGAUGUUCUAGCGAGGGAACCUCACACUGAGACAUUGCAAUCUGUUGGAGUGAAUCCGAAUGCAUAAUUGCUUGUAGCAAGCUUUAUGCAUUUUGGAUCCAAGAUUUGCAAUUGGGGAGUACUUUGAAGGUGCAAGGAUGGCGACGUUUUCUCCAUGCUUUUUGAAGAGAUGUAUAUAUAGCGUUGCAUUAAUAAAUGAAAUGCCGAUAUGUAUGUAUUUCCAGCUAAUUAUGUUAAAAGAGUUGAACAAGCAGCAGUUGUAUGUUUUCGGUUAAUCAAUGAUCUUAUGUUGGCUUUGGCCUUUGAAAUUCUAGAAACAGGGCUAGAUAGCAAGUUUUGGGUUGAAUUUGUAAAGUCUAAAAGAAGAAUGAACCUUCAAUAAUUGUAUUUUGCUUGCUUCAAUAAAAUGGAUCCAUCUCUUUUGACCAGUA